This is a messenger RNA of Lathyrus oleraceus (garden pea), 1095 nucleotides long. RefSeq lists its product as uncharacterized. NCBI's taxonomy places the organism in Eukaryota, Viridiplantae, Streptophyta, Magnoliopsida, Fabales, Fabaceae. Bases 1 to 1095 code for a protein of 364 amino acids. The transcript has 3 exons. The record is from RefSeq and is a predicted model, not a curated record.
AUGGUGAUGGCAUGGAUUACCUACUUAAUAGAACCUGAGAUUGCUAAAAGUGUGUUGUGGAUGGAAACCACGCAUGAAGUCUGGCAAGAUCUACAUGAUCGAUAUCAUCAAGGUGAUAUCUUUAGGAUUUAUGGCCUUCAAGAACAAAUUUUUAGCCUCAAACAAGGUGAUUCGACUAUUACUCAAUACUUUACCUCUUUGAAACAACUCUGGCAAGAACUCGAAAAUUUCCGUCUAAUCCCAACUUGUGUUUGCCCUAUCAAAUGUUCUUGCACCCUUAUUCAGUCUAUCAAAUAUUACCGUGACACCGAUUAUGUUAUAUGCUUCUUGAAAUGGUUGAAUGAACAAUACGCCACCGUUCAUUCUAAUAUCAUGUUAAUCCAACAUCUUCCACCUAUCAACAAAGUUUUUUCCUUCCUCAUUCAACAAGAGCGCCAAUUCACAUCUCCAGCUGGUGAAGACAAAUUCAUUGCUCAAGUUUCCAAGCCUUACAACAAAUCAAAAUCUUGGGAAUCUUACAACAAAUCCAUUUCCACUGGUCGUGGACGUGACAUCAAAAUCUGCAGUUACUGCCAAAAACCUGGUCACACAAUUGAAGUUUGUUUUAAAAAACAUGGCUUACCUCCUUACCUCAAAAAGGCCAACUCACCUCAAUCUACAACCAUUAAUGAUUUUGGAAUGGACAACAUUUCUCAACAACAUGAAGCUCCUUCUGAGGGUACUACAAUUGGAUUCAAAAUUAAACAACAACAAGCACUCCUAGCCUUGUUAAAUAAUUCUGCUUCAGCAAACGCUCCAAUUGGUCAUCACCUCAACACAUCAUAUGUGUACCCUUCAAGUUUUUCCCAUCAUAAAGCUAAUUAUUCUUUAUUCACUAAGAAAAUUGAACGCGGUUUUACAUCUAAUCUUGUAUAUGUUGAUGAUUUGGUGCUUGCAAGUUUUAAAGUUGCAAGGUCUACUCAGGGAAUCUCACUUUGUCAACACAAAUACAGUCUAAGUCUCCUCCAAGGAAUGGGUCUGCUUGCUGCCAAGCUAGCUUCGAUAUCGAUGGACCUUAGCCAUAACUUGCACAAUGAAGAUUCCACUCAUAUUUAA